CCCUCAUCUUUCUUCUCUCUAAGGUGAAACACGAAGCUGUUGAGGAUCGCUCGCGCAUUUGGUCGAACAUUAUGAGCGCAAUUGUGACUAUCAAUACUUUCAUCGCAGAUGCUGUCCUUGUCUGGAGAGUUGAAAUACUGUGUGCAGAUGAGUUGCAUUGGUUGAUCAUAGUAGCUAUGUUCUCUCUAUUCUUGACUGGGGCAUCGGUGUGUACCACAAUUGCAUUACGCAUUACUGUGUCCUUUCUUUCGGGAGGAAUCACCCUCACGGAAACUCCCACAUACCAUGCCCUCACUGUCGUCCAGGUCGCGACGGUUGGCAUCUCACUGAUAACCAAUCUGCUUUCUACCUCGGCGGUUGGGAUCUAUGUAUGGAAGUAUCGUCGAUUCGUUCGUAAUAUGUUGAAGCAUGACAAGGACACCAAGAUGGGACGCGUUCUCGUGUUAUUUGCGGAAUCUGGCUUGUUGUAUUCUCUCUUUGUGACCAUGACUUUUGUAGGCCGUUUUCUCAAGGUGACCAUCGGGACCGUAGAAGACAUCACUGGCAGCGUUCUCGCGCACCUUUCAGGAAUUUAUCCGACCGUCAUUAUAAUUGUGGUCAGCUUGCAGGGCACCGUCCACAGCUCACAGUUCACGGUCAAUCAGAGUGUCUGUGUUGAUUCCGUCCCGUCCGCCGCGGACUUCACACAGCCCCCUACACAGCAGUCAAUGCAAGAAUCAAAGGUGAUGCUCAUCAGGGAGCGGGAGAUGUGCAGGGCAUCUUUCGCCUUCUUCCUGUGCUACUCUCUUUAUGAGCUUCGGCGGCUCGAAAACAACUCGCGUAUAGUCUAUCUGUGUCUUACUUCCUUUCGAGAAUAAUGAUCUUAGU
Molecule: messenger RNA, 867 nt
Organism: Stereum hirsutum FP-91666 SS1
Lineage: Eukaryota; Fungi; Basidiomycota; Agaricomycetes; Russulales; Stereaceae
Exons: 6
Coding region: 72-857 (261 amino acids)
Source: RefSeq, a predicted model, not a curated record